Molecule: messenger RNA, 2801 nt
Organism: Pimephales promelas (fathead minnow)
Lineage: Eukaryota; Metazoa; Chordata; Actinopteri; Cypriniformes; Leuciscidae
Source: RefSeq, a predicted model, not a curated record
GUGUCAUUUUGUAACUAUUUUGGGGAAACUCUUUGAGGAUCAUUGUUCUGCCUCUACAAGAGGAAUUCCCUUUUUUAUGUCCUGGAAGAGUCUUUGAAAAGGUGCUCGGUUUCAUCAGGAGAAUGUCCUGUAUGUGUUUGCUGACCUGAGAAAGGAACGGUGCAUGGCCAGCUUUUUGUUGAAAUAAGUGUUUAACUAUGUAUAGCAUUAGUGUCAGUAUAUUCAUAAAGAGAAAUUCUAUCUCUAAAAUACCUUGACCAACACCCUUCUUUAACGCUCUACCUGACCACAAAGUGACUACACCCGUCAAACAUUAUCUACCACUGUAAAAGUAUAUUUCAUUAUGGAUUGAGUGGGAAACACAUUUAAAAAUAGGGAUGUUAGUUUUCAUAUAAUACACUUAUAUUUAAUAUCAAAUAGUUAUGUCUAAAUACUCUAUUUAAUUUGUUAAUUCAGGAUAAUUCAUAGGAAUUUAAUUCAACCAAAUUCAUAGGAUAAUUCAACCAAAAAUUAAUUGAAAAAAAAUGUGUCAUCUACUCUCCCUGAAUGUCACCCUGAUAUUUUGAAGGGGGGAAAUUGGGUUAUUUUUUACUUUCAUAUUAUGUACACAAAAAAAACAAAAACAAAUUAACAAACAAAAAAACACAAAAAUUUUCUAAAUAUCAUCUUUUUACACUUAAACGUACCUCGGGUCUUCAGCGACCUGGGACGUCAUUCACCCUCCACCUCAUUCAUUUUUUCAUACAGGUUCGUACGUGUUUGAAAUGACGUUAAGGGGAGUAAAUUAAUUUAAAAUGUAAAUUUAAAACUAAGUGAAAUUAUAACAAAUCAUUUUAAUACAACCCCAAAUCCAGAAAAUCUGGGACAUUUUGUCAACUGUAAUAAUAAUCUAUGAUUUGUUAAUCUUCUUUAACCUUUAUUUAACUGACAAAAGUACCAAAUAAAUUCAAUUCCAAUGUUUUCACUGGCCAAAUGAAUUGGAUUUUGUAUAGAUAAACCAAUUUUGAUGGUUGCUAUACACACUCCAGUUUCAGUUGUUGCCCUGAACUAUCUGUUCAGUCAGCAAUACUGAUGACAAAAUUGUUUUGUAAACUUAGUUACCAGAUCUGAAUUGCUAUCAGUGAAAAGAUCACUGGAGAGUCUCGUGUUGCUCUCUUCUUUGUCAAGUUUUCUCUCACACCCUUUUCCUCUGUAUAAAUACUGAAUCUGGAAGAAAGGAAGGAGAAGUUCCUCAUCAAGAGUUUGUGCAUCCAAAAGUUUGUCUCAGGAUGAUCAGGCUGCUCCAGUUAUUGUGUCUCGCUGGUGUCCUUCUACAGUGUGAAGGUCAGGCUCAGGGUCUUUCAGCAUGCCUUACGAACCCUACAUACAGACUGGCAGAAAAUGCCGAUAUGACAGUGACUUGUGGAACCGAUCAGAUGUCUUUAAGAGUUUUCCUGUGUCCAAUGUAUUUUGGGGGAUACAACGAAUCUCUAAUGGCCCUCAAUGCUAAGUUUAACAUCCCAGCCUGCCGUGGAGUAGCAGACUGGUCUGCCAAUCCUCCCGUCUUGAUGUUUAACUUCUCGAUCUCCCAGGAUGCGCUCACCCUUUGUGGCAACAAUAUGAAUAUCACAAGUCAAGUGGGCACAGGAUUAUUCUCAGAGUUCUCCCAAGUCCAGAACGUUAAUAUAUCUGGAUUAAUCAAUUCCUGGGAUCCCAGUGUUAGCGGCAUCACUUACAGGCAACAACUGAUGUACCAGUUUUCAUGCCUGUAUCCGCUCCAGUAUUUAAUCAACAACACCGAGCUCAGCGUGUCAGGAGUGAGUCUAGCUGUAAAGGAUAACAACGGCACCUUCAUCAGCACUCUAAGCAUGAGUCUUUUCAGUACUGCCAACUAUACUAGCAAACUACAGAUACCAGGAACUGGGCUUAUGUUGAAAACUCGCAUCUAUGUGAAGGUCAAGGCAACAAAUCUCACAAACAAGUUCAAUGUGUUGCUGGACCGCUGCUAUGCCACAACAAACCCAUAUCCAAUCAGCAGCACCUCCUAUGAUCUUUUUGUCGGGUGUACUCGUGAUCCCCAGACAGUAAUCGAGUUAAACGGGAUAUCCCAAGAAGGUCGGUUCUCUUUUGAGGCUUUCCGCUUUGUGGAACAUAAGAACCAGACCACCUCCACUUUCUACCUGCAUUGUGUUACCCGACUCUGUGAGAACUCAUCUUGCGCCAACUUGCUUCCGAGAUGCUUAAGGAAGAGAGAAGUAAGACAAGUAAACCCUACAGAGAACCCCUCUAAUGAUGUAGCCACUGUCACCUCAGGACCAAUCACAACCAGAGUUGACAAUGGUGGCCUUGUGCCCGCUAGAUUGACCUCAUCAGCAUCCAUCCCUCAACUGACCUAUGUUGGCAUAGCUACUGGCUUGCUGAGCUUCUUUCUACUUGACUGGUUCUCUACAUCAAUACUUGCAUGAUGAUCUACAUCAGGAUUUGGGAACUCCUUGCCUCUUGAUUGAACACAACAGUCUUAGAAAUUCUCUCAGAUGAUGCAAACAUGUGAGAAAAUAUAUGUCAGUUAUCAACACCUCUGUUUUUCAAUUUGGUAUAUAGAAUAUUGUUUUGUAAUUGUGACCUUUUUUGUCCUAAGUUUUAUGAUCUUCUAUGAGAACAAGGAAAAAGAGAAAAGAAAGUUUCAGUCUGUAGUAUACAAAAUGCCUUUUUAAACUGAAAAGUGAAGUCUAUAAUGCAUGCAAUGCUGUUCUUGGGUAAAAUAUAUGCACUAUGUAUGUAAUAAUUUUACAUUUAAACUUAUAUAAAACUGUUAGAAUCUG